CGUGAUUUCACGGGAAUUCUUGUGUUUGAACACAUCCGCGCACGACAGAGACCGGAUUUCAUCGGCAGCAGGCGCCACCAUGAGUGCUGAUGUGGCGGAGGAGAGCACCCGUAUGGUGCCCAACCCACGCAUCCCUCCGUCCCCCCCACUGGAGCCGCUGCCGGCGCACAUCCCGCCGCUGGGCGGCUUCGCCUCGCUCAGCUCGCUUGACGGCGUCAAUGACGUGGAUCAGUUCAUCGAGCAGCUGCUGGACUGUAAACCGCUCACCGAGAACCAAAUCAAGUUCCUCUGCGAGCGGCUCUCUGAGAUACUGGUCAGUCAGGAAGUGCAUGGAUGGCUGAGCACACAAACCGAGGCGGUCGAUUGCAUGAUGACAUGACGGGUGGGGGUGAGUGGCUGUGACUGUGCGAUUGUGUGUGUGUGUGUGUGUGCUGUGUGGAUGUCAUGGCAUGUGGAUCAGGAGAAGGAGAGCAAUGUGCAGCCGGUGACGUGUCCCGUGACGGUUGCUGGCGACGUACACGGGCAGUUCUACGACGUCUUAGAACUCUUCAGAAUCAGUAACUAGGCACAAGCACCCACCCCACCCACGCAGGCACUGCACUCGUGAGAGAGAUGCACACACAGACACAAGUGUUGUGUGCUGUGCUGUGCUGCGUCUGUCAUGGUGCGGUGCAGGCGGUCGUCCGCCCGACACGAAUUUUCUGUUUUUGGGUGACUAUGUUGACCGAGGUUACUACUCGGUGGAGACCGUCAGCCUCAUCGCCGCACUCAAAGUCAGAUACAAAGAUAAAGGUGAGGCUGCCAACCACACACACACACACACACACACAACACACUCUCUCUCUCUCACACACACAUAGCGUGUGUGGUGUGUGUGUUUCUCUUGAUUGGCUGUUUGUUUGUUUGUUUGUUUGCUUCAGUGACGAUUCUUCGCGGCAACCACGAGAGUCGUCAGAUAACGCAGGUGUACGGCUUCUACGACGAGUGCAUGCGGAAAUACGGCUCCGCAAACGUGUGGAAGUACUUCACAGGUAAAUCGGUGCUAGCUAGAUCAGAUCAGACCAGGCAGGGGGUGUGGUGUGGUGUGGUGUGGUGAGGGGGCAUGGCAUGGCAUGGCAUGGAUGGUACGGGGGGUAGGUACCAUCACCAUCAAGGAGUGUGUUGAUUUGAUUCGUGUGUGUGUGUGUGUGUGUGUCGAUACUUCCUGAUACAAUAUUCCAACGCCCAGAUGCGUUUGAUUUCCUGCCGCUGACUGCGUUGGUUGGCGACAAGAUCUUCUGUGACCACGGGGGCCUGUCGCCUCAAGUGUCGGACCUCGACUCGAUACAACAAAUCGACAGGCAAGCUAAGCUGGACUGACUGCACCGGGGACAGCCAGCCAUGGGUUGACAAAGUGGUGCUGGGUGAUCUUUGGCAAAGGUGUGCCUUCCUUGUGUGUGGUGUGUUGGAUAUGUGUGAUAGGAUCCAGGAGGUGCCGCAUGAGGGCAUGAUGUGCGACCUGCUGUGGUCCGACCCUGACAACGAAGACACCAGGUCAGUCAGGUCACACACACACGGUGAAAGGCUGGCUGCCGAGAUACGCGAGAUACCCAUGCAUGGGCUGUCUGCAGGUGGCAGCCCUCUCCGAGGGGAGCGGGGUGGGUCUUUGGAAAGGCAAGCGAAGCAGGCAGGGCAGUGACACACGGACCACCCAUCGGAUGCAUCAUCGACUCGACGGAUCGAUCUGAAUGGUUUCUGUUGUUCUUCUGUCUGUCUGUGUGUGUUAAGGAGAUCAGCCAUGAGUUUCUGCACAAGAACGACUUGCUGUUCAUCGCCAGGGCGCACCAACUCAUCAUGGAGGGAUACAGCUGGUCAACCACACCACACCACACCGCACCCAAUCACACACACGGAUGGCCUGUCAUGCGCGUGGUUGUGUUGUGUUGUGUUGUGCAGGGCUCACGAGAAGAAGGUGGUUACCCUCUUCAGCGCACCAAACUACUGCUACAGAUGCGGCAACCAGGCACACACACACACACACACACAUCCACGUCACGGGUGAUGUCAGAUGUUAUGUUAUGUGUGGGGUACAUGUGAUAUAGGCUGCGAUAAUGGAGGUCGGGGAGGACGUGUGUGAGACUCCCAUCUUCCAGACAUUCGACUCCGCACCCAAACGGGGCGAACCUGAAGUCAGUAGGCUGACAGACACCCACCCACCCGGUUCCCCACUCCACACACCCCAGUGCACACUCCCUGUCAUGGUAUUGAUGUGCCCACAGGUGGUCCGGAAGAUGCCAGAGUACUUCCUAUAGCGUUUGUUUGCCAUUGCUAUUACGCGCGGGGGCGCGCGCGCGCGUGUGUGUGUGUGUGUGUGUGUGUGAGGCUUUCUCCCGUGCGUAUGUGUGUGGAUCGAACAUACGAAUGGAUGGACCGACACAUAUAGUGUUUAUCUCGUUGGUUGGUGUGAAAACGUCCC
Messenger RNA from Vitrella brassicaformis, 2455 nucleotides. The record is from the annotation of a GenBank genome assembly. Lineage: Eukaryota; Vitrellaceae.